Messenger RNA from Nematostella vectensis (starlet sea anemone), 2033 nucleotides. RefSeq lists its product as uncharacterized. NCBI's taxonomy places the organism in Eukaryota, Metazoa, Cnidaria, Anthozoa, Actiniaria, Edwardsiidae. The transcript has 2 exons. Bases 427 to 2010 code for a protein of 527 amino acids. The record is from RefSeq and is a predicted model, not a curated record.
GAGGAGGUAAAUUUAGCUAUAGAAAACCUUAAAAACAACAAAGCUCCCGGUCACGAUAAUAUACUAAACGAGCUACUAAAAUAUGGUAAAGAUACUUUACUACCCUACCUAACUAGGUUAUUCAACAUCAUUCUUAGGUCAGGAGUGUUUCCACAAGAAUGGAAUCUGGGUUUUAUUAUUCCAAUUUUCAAAAAAGGCGAUCGCUCUGACGUCAACAAUUAUAGAGGAAUAACACUUUUAUCAUGCCUCAGUAAGUUAUUUACAUCUAUACUUAAUUCAAGACUCUAUGACUACCUUGUGCAGAAAGGAUAUCUAAAGAAGGAACAAGGGGGGUUUAGGAAAAAACACUCAACAGUAGACAGUAUAUUUAUUCUGAAAACCGUUAUCGACAGAGUAGUAAAAAGCAAGCCCAAGAAGAAAAACAAUAUGCUUUUCACUUGCUUCAUAGACUUCCGAAAGGCCUUUGACAGCAUUCCUAGAGAUAAACUAUUUGCGAAAAUACAACAAGCUGGUAUUUCUGGAAACUUUUACGAAGUUCUAAGAUCAAUGUACUCCAAUGAUAUAUCGUGUGGGAAGAUAGGGGAUUCAAUUAGUGAAAGUUUUAGAUGCAUGGUUGGGGUAAAACAAGGAUGCAUGUUGAGUCCAACUCUUUUUAAUCUGUUCCUUAGCGAUUUACCUGAUACCUUAGCGAAAUCUUCAAGUGCCCACAUCUUAGGCAACACAAAAUUAAAUUGUCUUCUGUAUGCAGACGACUUAGUACUUUUCUCGGAAACAAGUAGUGGUCUGCAAGACCUUUUAAAUAGACUUUCUAUCUACUCAGAAGAAAAUAGUCUAAAAGUCAAUACUUCAAAAACUAAGGUGAUGAUUUUUAAUAACAUAGGCAAAGUAAUGAAUAACUAUCAAUUCCUUUUGAACAGGGAACAAUUGGAAAAUGUCAAAUCUUAUAAGUACCUAGGGCUAGUAUUCAGCGCGGUAGGAAACUUUAACUUAGCAAAAGAGGAGCUUAAAAAAACCGCACUCAAAGCUUUAUUUAAGUUAAGGAAAGAUCUCGGUAUUCACUUCAGAUCAGACAUUAAUCUUACAUUAAAACUGUUUGAUGCACUGAUCAAACCAAUUUUAUUGUAUGGCAGCGAGGUAUGGGGUGCCGAUAAUAAAAGCUGUGUUGAUGAUAGAGAUCCGCUUGAAUCAGUACAUCUUAAAUUCUGUAAAAUGUUACUAGGAACUGGAAAAACGGCUGUGAACAAUGCGUGCAGAGGGGAACUAGGCAGAUAUCCUCUUUGUAUAAAUGCAACAUAUAGGAACAUAAAAUACUGGAUCAACCUUCGGUCAAAAGAAGAGGCCCUCUCAAAAGUAGUUUAUACAGAGUGUGUAAAUAACCCUCACGUGUCCUACUGGACCCACAAAACAAAAGAAAUAAUUUUCAAAGCGGGUUUUGGGUUUAUGUGGCUCUAUCAAAAUGAAACCGACCCUACAUUGUUCCUUGAUAUUUUCUCUAAACGACUUAAUGAUAUGUAUUUUCAGAAAUGGCAUGGGGAAAUUUUCAAUGACCAAAGGAAAAACAGUAACGAAAUGAACAAACUAAGAACUUAUAGAACUUUUAAAGACAAAUAUGAAUUAGAGAAUUACCUUGUAGCCAUCCCUAAUGUGAAACAUAGAGUUGCGCUAACAAAACUAAGAAUAAGUAAUCACCAAUUGCAAAUUGAGAAAGGCAGACACACGAGGCCUUACACAAAGGAAAAAGAUCGGAUUUGCCCAACAUGCAAAAAUGACGUGGAAAAUGAAUUUCACUUUCUAGUACAAUGCCAAACAUACAAAGAGCUACGAAACUCAGUUAUCCAAAAUUUGCAGCGCAAUCAAAUUACACAAAAACGCCUUUUCAAUUUACUAAUAAAUCCGCCAACUCAAUUAGCAGGGAUAGCUGCAAGGUACAUUUCCGAAUGUUUCAAGCUAAGGGAAACGCUAAUAGGGGAAAAAAGGGAAGAAAAAAAGAAAAAAGAAAAUACAAUGUAAAACUAAGUAGUAACUAAAAACAA